AUGCGUGAAUUGCAUAUCGAAAAAUUAGUUUUAAACAUUUGUGUUGGUGAAUCUGGUGACAGAUUGACCAGAGCCUCAAAGGUUUUAGAACAAUUAUCCGGUCAAACCCCAGUCCAAUCCAAGGCUAGAUACACCGUCAGAACCUUCGGUAUCAGAAGAAACGAAAAGAUUUCUGUCCACGUUACCAUCAGAGGUCCAAAGGCUGAAGAAAUCUUAGAAAGAGGUUUAAAGGUCAAGGAAUACCAAUUAAGAAACAAGAACUUCUCCGCCACUGGUAACUUCGGUUUCGGUAUUGACGAACACAUUGAUUUAGGUAUCAAGUACGAUCCAGGUAUCGGUAUUUACGGUAUGGAUUUCUACGUUGUUAUGGGUAGAGCUGGUGCCAGAGUUACCAGAAGAAAGAGAUGUAGAGGUACCAUUGGUAACAACCACAAGACUAACAAAGAAGAUUCCAUCCAAUGGUUCAAGCAAAGAUACGAUGCCGAUGUCUUAAACAAAUAA
This is a messenger RNA of Debaryomyces fabryi, 501 nucleotides long. RefSeq names its product 60S ribosomal protein uL5 (gene RPL11). The record is from RefSeq and is a predicted model, not a curated record. Gene Ontology annotation, molecular function: RNA binding; structural constituent of ribosome. The coding region runs from base 1 to 501 and encodes 166 amino acids. Gene Ontology annotation, cellular component: cytosolic large ribosomal subunit; ribosome. NCBI's taxonomy places the organism in Eukaryota, Fungi, Ascomycota, Pichiomycetes, Serinales, Debaryomycetaceae. Gene Ontology annotation, biological process: translation. The transcript has a single exon.